This is a messenger RNA of Cyprinus carpio (common carp), 505 nucleotides long. RefSeq names its product H/ACA ribonucleoprotein complex subunit 3-like. The record is from RefSeq and is a predicted model, not a curated record. Gene Ontology annotation, molecular function: telomerase RNA binding; box H/ACA snoRNA binding. Gene Ontology annotation, cellular component: box H/ACA snoRNP complex; box H/ACA telomerase RNP complex. Gene Ontology annotation, biological process: rRNA pseudouridine synthesis; ribosome biogenesis; positive regulation of telomerase RNA localization to Cajal body. NCBI's taxonomy places the organism in Eukaryota, Metazoa, Chordata, Actinopteri, Cypriniformes, Cyprinidae.
GUCCUCUGCGCCGCGGUGUCCCGCACUUCCGGUUUGUUCUGGAGUCGCUCGCGCACGUGUGUGGUGUAAUCCGCUCUGAAUAUAAAGCUGGUUUCAGCUCGGAUCUGGGCGAAAUAAACCGAUCAUGUUCCUGCAGUAUUAUCUGAACGAGAGCGGCGACAGGGUUUACACUCUGAGGAAGCUGGACCCGAGCGGCCAGCCCACCAGCUCGGCGCAUCCCGCCCGCUUCUCACCCGACGACAAGUUCUCCAGACACCGCGUGACCAUCAAGAAACGUUUCGGCCUGCUGCUAACGCAACAACCGCGGCCCGUGCUCUAAAUGACCACCAGCGGACUUUCAUGCAGUUCAGCUACACGUUAUUGUGUGUGUGUGUUUUAUUGAAUAUUGUGUUUUUUUGUUGUUGUUUUUUUUACUAAAAGUAUGGCAUCAUUCAGUUCAGUUUAUUCACUUUGUUAACAUGCGAAUGAAUCUCCAUGUGGAAUAAAAUAAAAUGAGUGAUUUUUA